CGGUCGUGCGGGCGGCACAGGAGCCUAGAAGGAGAUGGACACCCAGCUGAAGGCGGAAAUAUUGCCGGACAGUCCGGAGCAGAAGGCUCUGGUCAAGGAGAUGAAGCGAGUUGAGCUUCAGUUGCAGAAUCUGGACAGAAAGACCCUGAAGAACGAGAACGAGAAUGUUGUGCAACAUCAACCUGCCUCACCAAGAUGGAUCAGAAUAACACCAACAUUCAAAUGCUUCACUCAGCCUUGGGUCUCCGCCAAGCGCCGCGGCGCUGUCGUAACUGCCUGCCGAGGAUCCAUCCAUGAUCCGAUCCGGGCAAUCAGUCGUCGGGCGUUCAGAACGCCUUUAUUCUUCAUUCUUGAUCAUUUAUUUUUUAUUCCAAAAUAUGUUUCUCAGCCAUUUAGUGGAUCCUUGCGCCCUUCCGCCACGUAUUCAUUCUGCAUGAGUACUUUUUCUGCGAGUCCACUCACGAUCGCAGUCACGGAAAAGCAAAAGAAGGCUCUGGUCAAGGAGAUGAAGCGAGUUGAGCUUCAGUUGCAGAAUCUGGACAGAAAGACCCUGAAGAACGAGAACGAGGUAAAUCGUCAGCAAUAUCUGUGCCUCGCCUUUGCGCAACGUCAACCUGCCUCACCAAGAUGGAGCAGAAUAACACCAACAUUCAAAUGAUUCACUCAUCCUUGGGUCUCCGCCAAGCGCCGCGGCGCUGUCGUAACUGCUUGCCGAGGAUCCAUCCAUGAUCCGAUCCGGGCAAUCAGUCGUCGGGCGUUCAGAACGCCUUUAUUCUUCAUUCUUGAUCAUUUAUUUUUUAUUCCAAAAUAUGUUUCUCAGCCAUUUAGUGGAUCCUUGCGCCCUUCCGCCACGUAUUCAUUCUGCAUGAGUACUUUUUCUGCGAGUCCAAUCACGA
Drosophila pseudoobscura is the source of this 896-nucleotide messenger RNA. RefSeq lists its product as uncharacterized. The transcript has 4 exons. The record is from RefSeq and is a predicted model, not a curated record. NCBI's taxonomy places the organism in Eukaryota, Metazoa, Arthropoda, Insecta, Diptera, Drosophilidae. The coding region runs from base 35 to 658 and encodes 207 amino acids.